CAUUCGCAGGUCGGCAAAAAAAAGCAAACCAAGAGAGAGGAGAACAAUGACAAUCUGGAGACUCAAGAGACAGCUGCUAGUUUUCUACCAUGUCUUCUUCUGCUGUCUUAUAGUGUAUCUCUCGUUUGCUUCUGCUGCAAGGGAAACCCCCAGUUCUCGAGUUAAAGCAGUUAACCUCGGCGGUUGGCUGGUAACAGAAGGAUGGAUUAAACCAACUCUCUUUGAUGGAAUACCCAACAAUGAUCUCUUGGACGGAAACCAACUUCAAUUCAAGUCCGUUACAGUGGGGAAGUAUCUCUGUGCCGAGAGUGGAGGCGGAACAAUCAUUGUUGCAAACAGGACAUCUGCUUCUGGCUGGGAAACGUUUAAAUUGUGGAGGAUCAAUGAGACCACAUUUCAAUUUAGAGUGUUCAAUAGACAGUUCGUGGGACUGGAUGUACAAGGAGAUGGGAUUAAAGUAGUAGCUGUUUCAAACACGGCUGGUGGGUCGGAAACGUUUGAGAUUGUGAGGAAACCUGAUGAUUUAAGUCGCGUUCGUAUCAAAGCGCCCAAUGGGUUGUUUUUACAGGUGAAGACAGAGGAGCUGGUGACAGCCGAUUACCAAGGCAAUGGUGGAUGGGGAGAUGAUGAUCCGUCGGUUUUUGUAAUGGAAAGUGCUGGGACGUUGCACGGCGAGUUUCAAGUGACCAAUGGGUAUGGUCCUGACAAAGCCCCACAAGUUAUGAGGGUGCACUGGAGCACAUUCAUCGUGGAAGAUGAUUUCAAGUUUAUAUCGAACAAUGGGUUAAAUGCGGUGAGAAUUCCAGUUGGGUGGUGGAUAGCAAGCGACCCAACACCGCCCAUGCCUUUCGUGGGUGGAUCCUUGCAAGCUUUGGACAAUGCCUUCUUGUGGGCUAAGAAAUACGGUAUCAAAGUUAUCAUCGACUUACACGCAGCGCCAGGGUCACAAAAUGGUUGGGAGCACAGUGCAUCAAGAGACGGAUUUCAAGACUGGGGAACCACCGACGACAACAUACAACAGACCGUCGAGGUUAUAGACUUCCUCACUGCCAGGUACGCUAGGAACCCGAGCCUUUACGCAGUGGAACUGAUGAACGAGCCUCGCUCGCCCGGAGUAACGUUGGCGAGUCUAGAGAAGUACUACAGAGCCGGUUACGAUGCCGUGCGCAAGCACUCGUCUACGGCAUACGUGGUGAUGUCCAACCGUUUAGGAGAACCAUCUGAGCCGAGAGAACUUUUCCCUCUUGCCAGCGGUCUCGUGGGAUCUGUAAUCGACGUCCAUUACUACAAUCUUUUCAACGAUGCAUUCUACAACAUGACUGUGCAAGAAAACAUUGACUUCAUCCACACCAACAGAUCUGCUGAACUCAAUAAUGUCACCACAUCAAAUGGACCUCUCACUUUCGUCGGGGAAUGGGUAGCAGAGUGGCGAGUCAAUGGGGCAACAAAGAUGGACUAUCAGAGAUUUGCGGCGGCCCAACUGGAGGUAUAUGGGCGUGCCACAUUCGGAUGGGCCUAUUGGACACUAAAGAAUGUGAGGAACCACUGGAGUCUCGAAUGGAUGAUCAACAAUAAGUACAUAAAACUGUAGUCUGUAGUUGGUUUUACAGCAUUUAGAAACAAAAAAGAAUUAAUAAAUGGAAAUGAAUAUCAUGAUUGUAUUACAUGUGUACUUUUGCAAACCUAGUUUGAUAAUAAAUUCAAAGCUGUUGUUCCAAUUAA
Molecule: messenger RNA, 1722 nt
Organism: Nelumbo nucifera (sacred lotus)
Lineage: Eukaryota; Viridiplantae; Streptophyta; Magnoliopsida; Proteales; Nelumbonaceae
Product: putative glucan 1,3-beta-glucosidase A
Biological process (GO): cell migration; actin filament bundle assembly; establishment or maintenance of cell polarity
Cellular component (GO): cytoplasm; actin cytoskeleton
Molecular function (GO): hydrolase activity, hydrolyzing O-glycosyl compounds; actin filament binding
Source: RefSeq, a predicted model, not a curated record